AUGACAGCUAGAAAUGCUUUUAAAUCAGUUCAAAUUCAGAUCAUUGACAUAUUCAGUGCACUAAAAUAUAAUGACCUGAAAACAAGCGACUGGCUUCAACUGGAACGAGACCUCAAAGCGGCUAAAGAAUGGAAGCUAAAAGAAGUGGAGCGUUGCAUUGUUCAGAAAUUCAUUGCUAACGUUAACGAAGAAAAUUGCAUUGCCGUAUGGCGAUUAUGUGCUCGAUAUAUGCCUGAAGAAGCAAAAAAGGUAUCAGUGGAUUUGCCAGGCAUUGAAUGUCGAACUUUGGUAUUUGAAUAUGUGCUGUAUACAGUAAACGAAACAGUGGUUAGCGGACGUAAUUUGGAUUUUUUUCGCCUCAAGCAUGAACAUUUGUAUGAAAUUCUGGAUGCUGACCUCCUCAAUGUUGACAAUGAGCUGGAAGUUUGGUUGCUUCUAAGAAGAUGGAUCCUAGCAGAUCGCAAAAAUCGCCUUAGACUCUUCCGCAAACUGAUCAAAUCUGUACGGUACUACCAGCUUAACGAUAAACAGGUACGGUUUUAUUGA
Messenger RNA from Gongylonema pulchrum, 546 nucleotides. Lineage: Eukaryota; Metazoa; Nematoda; Chromadorea; Rhabditida; Gongylonematidae. The record is from the annotation of a GenBank genome assembly.